AUGACAAAAUCAAGUGAAAUUAUUCUAAUUAUCAGUGUAAUUUGUUUGUUUUCCCUCUUUGGGGUAAUUCAGGCUGAGGCUGAAACUCCAACUCAGAGUCAAACUCAUUUCAAGGUAGAUGGAAAAGUGUAUUGUGACGUUUGUCGCACUCAAUUCGAAAAUCGGCUUAGCAAGCCCAUGUCAGGUGCCGAGGUACAAUUACAAUGUAGGAACCAAACAACUGAUACUAUCACCGCGACAGUAGAAGGUAAAACCGAUGAGCAUGGUUUCUAUGAACUCCUCGUGGAACGCGACCACGAGGAUGAGAUCUGUGAGAUGAUGCUCAAGAAGAGCACCAUGGAUGAUUGUACUGAGAUACCACAUGAAAGUAAUGCACAGGAAGCUGCAAGAAUCACCAUCACAAACAACAAUGGUAUUGCUGAUACUACUCGCCACGCGAACCCUCUAUUCUUCCUGAAGAAAGAAGCUUCAUCAGAAUGCGAUGAAGUAUUUAAGGAACUCGAAUUAUUGCCUGAAGAUAUUAGUUUAUCUUAA
This is a messenger RNA of Solanum verrucosum, 534 nucleotides long. Its product is annotated as pollen allergen Che a 1-like. NCBI's taxonomy places the organism in Eukaryota, Viridiplantae, Streptophyta, Magnoliopsida, Solanales, Solanaceae. The transcript has 2 exons. Bases 1 to 534 code for a protein of 177 amino acids. The record is from RefSeq and is a predicted model, not a curated record.